UUAUUAUUCGUACACUUUUUUUUUGAAAAUUUCUUUAUUAAACAAGAUAAGUUCACAGUUUCAAUAUAAAUUACACCUUUAAUCAGUGCUGAAUGCAAUGGUCUCAAGAUUUCCUGCCUAUUUAGGCAACGGCUUAAGUGAGUACCUAUACUAAAUUAUUGAAAUAAUAACAAUACAUAAAAAAAACAACAAAAAACAAGAUAACCAUACAAAAUACCUACAAAUCUUAUCCAGCUAGUAACUGUAAUGUAAUUUCAGUGUCCUAAUCUAUUAGCAAACCUACUCUCCAAUAUCAUUUUUAUUACUUAUAAUUGAAGAGAUUCAGUUCAUUAUCAUAAAAACCAUUGUUUAGUCGGGUCUCAGUAAUAGGGAAUUCUCAUAAGAAAUAAAUAUGGCUUAUUUUGUUUUUAUGGUGUACAUUUUUGUGUAAAAUAUUGAAUAUGAGCAGUUUUGUAUUAAAUUUAUGGAUAUUAUAGUCAUAUGGCAAUUAUUAGUUUUAAAUUGAAAAGUUUCGCGCGGAAAAGUUACGUUUGACAUGGCCGCUUCCAGUGACGUCAACUGUUUGUAAUUUAAGGUUAAGGGUAGUUUACACUGAUCGUAAAUCCACGGUCCACACUUUCGUGAUUCACUCUUGAAUCGUGGAACGAUUGGUCCACGAUCAGUUCACGUCACGCCACGACUAAUAUUGAACCACCAUAAACGGGUAUAUUGGGGGAAGAUUGUCAGACUGCGCUUUUGUAAAUCCUGUAUCAACCAUGAUGAACUAUUUGAAACACAAAAUGUCACAAUAUGGCACUAAAUACGGAAAUACCUCAUAAAUAACCGGUUUCAAGUUUCAAUGCAGUCGAAGGUUCAAGUUAAGCGAUUGUUUCCGACAGUUUGCAAAGUGUCAAAGGCUCUUGUGAGAACAGACCUUAACGUUGUGUUUACAGACAGUUGACGUCACAAAUUCCACCAUCUUGAAGCUAAUCGUUUUCGCGCCAACGAAAAUAAUUUGAAAUUCAGAAUAAUUUUUUUAUUUCAAUGAGGACAUAAAACAAAAAAAAACAUAUACAUUUUAUAUUUGAAGCAAUAAGAAAAAAAAUACUUUGAAAAAUAUGAUUGUUCCCUAUUGUCCAAAUCUCAGAAAAAACCUGUACAUACGAGCCUAGUGUUGUCCUAUCCCGAUCAGAGAGGCAUGUUGAUUUUGGACACAGAUGCAAGUAACACCAACCAGUAUUGGAGCUGUUCUUUCACAAAUCCAAAAUUUACAAAAAUAUGUCGUAGAGUACCACAGCAAAAUCUUAUCAAAGCCGGAACGAAAUUAUUGUGUCACCAGAAGAGAGUUGCAUGCCAUAGUAAAAGCAGUCGACUAUUUCCAUUAGUAUCUCUACGGACGAAGUUUCUAAUUCGAAUGGAUCACGCAGCUCCAAAAUGGCUUUUAGAAAUGAAAACUUGUGGACAGCUUGCUAGAUGGAUUGAGAAAUUGCAGCAAUACGAUUUCCAUACAAAUGUUGACGCUCUGUCUAAACGGCCAUGUAAAAAAGAUUGUAAGCAUUGUUAAAGAAUCGAUAUGUAUGAGAAAAACACUAGUCCAGCUGUGAGAAGAACGGGCCUGAUCGUUGAUAACAAAUAGACUACCAAACAAAUGAGAGAAGAUCAGGAGGCAGACCAGGUAAUCAGGCAAAAUCUACAUAUUAAAGAAAAUGAUUAAUGUAGGCCAGUAUGGAGGGAAGUGUCGAACAAGAGCUUGAUUUACAAGGCGUUGUGGGCCCAGUGAAACUCUCUGGUCGUAGAAAAUGGUUUCCUUAAAAGACUUUAACAAAGUGCCGAUGGGAAAUCCACUAAGAGCCAACUAGUUAUAUCAAAAGGCCGAGUGGAAAAUGUAUUAAAAGAAAUACAUUUCUGAACUUCAGGGACACAUUUUGGAGUUAACAAAACUUUGGGCAAAACUCGGGAACGUUUUUAUUGGGUUCACUAUCAGGAAGACGUUGAAAGCUGGUGCCGAAAAUGCGACAUCUGUGCUAUCAGUAAAGGCCCUAAACUAAGAUCUCGGGGGCCCAAGAAACAGCACAACGUCGAUCUCCUAUUUGAAAGAAUAGCGAUAGAUGUUGCCGGACCGUUCCCUGAGUCAGAGCGUGGUAACAAAUACAUCUUGGUUAUUGUUCCGAAAUCACAAUAAAAUCCAUUAGUUUUAUUAUGUUCAAACUAGGGUGACAUUUUCAAUUUUGUUUAAACAAUGCCAAGCAAAUGAACUUACCAAAGUCUGGCUCGUUGUUGGAUCUAGGUAGUUAUUAUAUAAAUAUUUCAACGAAAAAAUAAACAAAAGAAAGAAAAUGAAUGUAUGGAUUUGUGCUACUAAAAAUCUAAGAAAAGAUGUCUCUCAAUCCGAAUGGCAAAACAAAGGUUCUUAUUGAGCACAGCACAAAACACAAAAGUUUCUACAAAUUCAACUGAAAUUAUUUAUUUAGGUACUAAUUUAACUACUAAUAUAUAUUAAAAAUAAAGAACUGAAUUCAAUAAGUUUUCGGUUUUCGUAUGAAAACAACAAAUAAUGAACAACCUAUAAACUACUUAAAUUUCUACUAUAUACACUUACUCAGGCAACAGUCAUGGCCAACAAUGCUAAUAAAAAACACCAUCAUCGUCAAAAACACUCAACAGGUCAAAGGUAACUGUAACAUUGGCUGUAGGUACCAAAACUUAUUUAGCACACAGUGAUAAAUCUCCAAAAAUGUUCGCUUAACGGGACAACUUUAUAUAAAGUUUUUAGGGCUGUGGUGGAUAAUGGUUUCACGACAUAAACGGGUUGUUUUGAAGCACCUUUUGUGCACCUUCCAAAACAAAUCAACAAUAGGGAUUAUUGCACAAUGAACACCAUAAACAACCACCAACAUUUCCAACAACUAAGAAUCCAAUAAUUACGGAGGGGUGACAAUACUCUUUUUUGAGCAGUUCAAAACCAAAAACGAAUUUAAGAGUAGCCGUUCUAAAUGCAAGAACCACUUUGCUGUCUCUGCUGCUACUGAUAAAGAAAAAUAAAAUGUGCGACUGUCUAAGCCUAAGAAAAAAGAAAGAUAAAUGCGUCUCAACUGUGACAAACAAAGAUGGAAAAGAAUUGGGGUGCGAGCGACUUGCAACGACUUGUACAAACACGAAGAAGGGCUAGGCUAGAAGUCUAUACAAGAUAAAUUUCACUUUUCGUAGGUGAAAUUCCAUAACGAAAACUGUGUGUGAGAGAGAGAGAGAAAAAAACAAAAAAAAUAGCUAGCGCAUUGUAACAUAAAAAAUAAUUAAAAUUUCUGUUAUAAAGAAUUUCCACAACAGUUAUCAUAGAUUACUUCAGAAGUUUUUGCUAUUCCCAAUCAAGGAGCCAUCACUGUUGCCCAGGUGCUAGUGGACAAAGUUUUCCGUCGUCAUGGUAUGCCACUAGAGUUACAUUCAGAUCAGGGAAAAUUUAUCAGAUCAUAGGAAUUCGUAAGACAAGGACAACACCUUUACAUCCACAGUCUGAUGUCAUGAUAGAACGAUUUAAUAAGACCAUGAAGGAACAACUCAUAAAAGUGAUCGCAAAAAACCAGCAAGAUCGGGACAAACAUUUGCCUCUAUUUUUAAUGGCUUACAGAGAUAGAGCAUAUGCCCGGAAACAAGAUGACACAUGUUGAUGCUUGUAGAAAAGGCUUGUGUUGCCAACAUAGUUACUAAAUUUUUGACUUGGGGAAUUAUUUGAAGAAAAAAAAAACAGACUUUAUUAUUAUUAUCAAUACAUUAAUAUUAUUAUUAUUAACAUUUUUAUUUAUUUAUUUUUUAAUUUAUUACAAGAUGGCGUCUGAGGCGGACGUUGUUCAAGAUUGCUCUGACAAAAAGUGUUUUUACUGCUCGAAGAAAGUUGAAGGAAAAGUAAAAUGUGUUCUGUGUGAUGGUUUUUAUCAUAGUCAGUGUACCUAUUAUAAAGAAUCCCGGUGUGAAAAUUGUGGGUAUCAACGAAAUAAACUGUACAAAUUGCAUCAAUGAAAAAGAUCUGACAGGCUUGACAAUUGCCAACAUUGUGAAACUGUGUUUUAAAAAUAGUGGACUUUUAAACAACAUCGUCUUCCAAUUACAAGAAAAUAACGACCUUCUUAGGGAGAAAGUUCAUUCACUUUAAGAAAAACUAGAAAAAGUAGUUAAGCCAAAAAUGCCAGAAGAGGUUAGGUUUAUCUCCGCAGCCUCCGCCCCCGCAGGAACUUGUCCCACAACUCAUACUUCAACAAAUGUCAAAGUCGUCAUCAGUGACGUCAACACCAAGAAAGUACCAAAUAUCAAGGCCCGGUUCCAUGCGUCACAAGUAGUACUGCAAUUAUGGUAGCAGAUGCUAAAAAUGAUGCUGCAGGACCUGCCAUUGAAUACCGAAGAAAAGCCAACUUAACUACAAACAAUAAACGUCAAAAUGUCAAUCGUCGCAAUAAUGAUAAUGAAAACACUAGGAUUGGGAACCAAAACAAAGAAAAUGAAAAUCGGGAUCAAAUAACUCUUGCUCAAGUGAGCAAAGCAGUUGAUUUAGCCAUCAAACCCAUCGAGAAUGAUAAGCCAAAACAUAAUGGCGGAUUACGCAAAUCAAAUUCUGCUGAAAUUACUCCAACUCCAAUUAGGCAAUCGGAAGAAAAUUGGAAACUUGUUAGCUACAAAACAAAACGUAAAAAUAUAAUGCUGCAACAUAACCGUCCUGAUCCAGUAAGAGUGACAAAUGAAAAACAAAAUGAUCUACAAGUAGCUGAUAUUUUUGUCUGGGUUUUCAACUUCGAUGGAAGGAAAUAA
Messenger RNA from Ceutorhynchus assimilis (cabbage seed weevil), 4776 nucleotides. NCBI's taxonomy places the organism in Eukaryota, Metazoa, Arthropoda, Insecta, Coleoptera, Curculionidae. The record is from the annotation of a GenBank genome assembly.